Messenger RNA from Nerophis ophidion (straightnose pipefish), 2564 nucleotides. RefSeq names its product C-type lectin domain containing 11A (gene clec11a). The coding region runs from base 464 to 1198 and encodes 244 amino acids. The transcript has 6 exons. The record is from RefSeq and is a predicted model, not a curated record. Lineage: Eukaryota; Metazoa; Chordata; Actinopteri; Syngnathiformes; Syngnathidae.
GGGGACAAAAGGCUUUCCUGUUUGGCAACGACUGAAGCGACGCCCUGAACAAAGCAAAUAGAGGACAAGGGGUUGCUAGGAUGAAAUUGUAUGCACAAUAUUUGGAUCAUUUUACAUCGUUUCCAGUAUUUCUGUUGCGGCCUUGCCAGGUUCUGGAUCAUGUCUCUGUGGGAGGCCCACUGGCCGGGAGGAAAGAAGGCGUGAAGGAGGAGUGAGCGAGAGAGGUUAGGGUUAGCUUUUUUUUUUUUCUUUUUUUUUUACUUCUUUCCUUCCUUCAGGAGUCAAGAGGCCGAAAAUGGGACUAGUCGCCACCUCGCUCGCACUGCUGUGUUUGUGCUCGCUGGGCUUGUGUGUGCCUGCUGGGAGGCCAGAACCAACGCAGGAGGUGAGGGGAGCAGUGAGCAGCAGCGGUGGCCACGCUUGGGAAUCAUUUUGGUGAUUUAACCCCCAACUCCAUCCCUUGAUGCCAAGCAGGGAGAUGUCUCAUCUAGAGGUGAAAAAGGCGAGAGGUGAUGUUCCCGACACCCAUCCUGUUUCCGAGCCGGAGCCGACCAACCCGACGUCGGACUUUGAAAACUCCUACAACUAUGUUUUGUCCCGACUGGCCGGGAUCGACCAGGCCAUCCACAAACUCAACGUGGGACAUUACACUCUGGAUGUUCAAGUGGGACAGAUGAUGGAGCAUCUGUCCAGGAUGGACGCAAAAGUCUUUGAGCUGGAGGACAAAAUCCGUGAAGUCUACCAGCACAGCAAAGACAACCGCAAGGAGACCGGAAGACUAGAAGGUUGCCAGAAGGGUCUGAGGGUGGGCUACAAGUGUUACCUGGUCUACAACACCUUUGAGGACUAUGCUGGGGCUUCCAGAAAGUGCCUCGAUCGAGGCGGGCGCAUGGCAAUGCCCCGUGACCGGCGUGAGCAAGAGGCGCUGGCCCACUACACCAAGUCCUUCUUCCACCCGGGCAACUGGCCUGUGUGGCUGGGCAUCAACGACCUGACCUCCGAAGGCCAGUACAUCUUCGACGACGGUACACGGGUCUCCUACUUCCAGUGGCGCAAGCACUUCCUGUCUAGCCAGCCCGACGGCGGCAAACGGGAAAACUGUGUGGCCAUGUCGUCGGACGACGGCGACUGGUGGGACCACUACUGCGAUCGCACCAUGAACUAUCUGUGCGAGUUUGAUGACAGGGUGGCGCUUUAGAUCUGGACAGAUAGUUUGUUGGUCCAACCAUACAUCAAUUUUCUACCGCGUAUUCCCUUUGGGGUCGCUGGUGCCUAUUCAUUGUAUUUCCAAACAAGCUUCAAGUCUCUACAGUUGAUUCUGAUUACAAGUUUGACUCAGUUGAGUAAAUAUGUGCGUAACUAUGGUGACAAACAAAAACACGUUCAAACAAGUCAAAGCUAAUUAAUCUUUCUUGAUCGUAAAAACAAGUUGUUUGCUGCCUUAGUUGUUGCAUAAAACAGACUUUGCAAAAGCUACAUUGUUGUCAGGAUGAGACAUGCAAACAAACAAUAGAGGAAAACGAGCGGAGGACAUUUAAUCAAAGAGGACACUGAGGAGUACAAUAUUGCAACAACAGGCAUAGCUUACAUCAGCGUGUUUAUUUUUGGCAUUUCUAACCAUGAAACUCACAAUGGUACAAUUUGCUCAACCAAUAGGCUACUAUCAAACAAUUCCCAUUGUCCAUACGGUAUCAGGUCAGCACCCCAGCUAACCAGAUACCUGAAAUAGUACCUGCUUUUGCCAGUGGAAAAACAUAAAUAACUAGGUAGUUAGCAGUUCUUGUCAUUCAUUCAUACACUUGUGGCGGACCGCCUCAAAUACAUUUGGUACUACCUGGCUCGCUCAUUCACAUAACGCACCUGCUAUAAACGACAAUAGGGAGGGAUCAGAGCUGCCAAUUGAGCAUGUUUGUCUUGAAAUGAAAAACAAAAAAGAAAUGACAGAUGAACAUUUGUUCGUAGUUCCAAAAUUAUUUAUUUUGCUUCUCAUGUCAUUUUUACUCGCUUUUUGCAAAUGCAACAUGCUCCAUCAUGCAAUUUCGACUAUUAGGUUAUUACACCCACCUCCACCACAAAUAGACUGUAUUUCUAUGGGAAACACUUAUCAUGCAGUGGAAAAGAAGCUGGAGAUUUACCACUGGCUGGCUAAAGGGAGUAAUGCACAUUUAAGACACCUUUUACAGCAAGAAAGAAUGUUUUAAGUUUUUUAAACACAUCAUUAAAAGCAUUUUGACAAUGUCGUAUCGGUAUUUUGCGGCUUGUAUUAAUCUGGUGAUGUCAGCAUAUUGGUUAUAAUGUUACACUGUUGUACUUCCACAAAGCUUUUGUUUUUUUAUGUCGGAUUUGGGGUCACCGAGGGCUGAGAUAAUCCUUACAAAUAUUUGUGCAAAGUCUGGUGCAGGGCGGGACUCGUGUUUGAAAAAGGCCAAAUUUAAUUGUUCUUCUCUGAAUUUUGUUUUUGUUUAAGUUCAAACAGCUGAUUAUUCACAUCCUAUUUCUUAUUAAAAAUUAAGCGUAACUAUCUGUAUUACACUUCAUGACCGGGGGGGGGGGGGGGGGCAAAA